CAUUCUUAGGUUCAUGUGAUCACUGACAUAAAACUUUAAGUUGUUAACGGCGGCAACGGUAAACCGUCGUACACGGAAUUGAAAAUAUUGUUUUAAUACAAAAAAUGCCACGAACGAAAGGUGCUCGGAAGUCGAAACAGAAUCAACAAGCCGAGGAAGAAUGUGAUUUAUUAGUAAGAGAUUUUAAGAGACGAGCUCAGUUACAGAUCUUAAAAAUGGAGGCAGAUUCGAAAAUGACGAUAAGAAGUUUCGAAACAUUUAUUGACGUUACUGUGUCUCGGAUUCCGGCGGAGAUACGGCAAAUGACUCUUGGCGAAAUACUUAGCUACGAAGCGGACGAUCAAAAGGAGAAUUGCACUGAAGUUUCGUCAUCUGUCGACGAUUGUUCAUUACAACCGCCCUCAAAGGUAGCAACAGAAAAGAAAACUACAAAGAGAAUUACUACUGCAUCCGACGAUGGAUACGUGACGGAAGGAGUUACGAGAUCUAGUCGUGCUUCUAAAACUAUAAAAGAUGUCGAAUCCUCAAGAAACUUCAGAAGAACACGUAGCACUUCUCGAAACAGAAAGAUAAAUCUUAGCGUAGUUAAUCAAGAAACUGUAAAGAAGACUAGAAAGGAACGUGGUAAGGAAUCUAUGAAAGCUGAUAAAUUUAAAACUCCUGCAUUAUUAAGGCCAGACAAUAAUGAAUUUGGUCUUGUGACUCCAAAAGUUAAACCAAAUACUCCAUUAAAUAUAUUAAGACGUCCACGGCAAGGGGAAAUGGUUCUUAGUAUGCAAGGCAGCCCCUUAUUGGUCACUUCAAUUGUACAAGAAAACUUUGCUAAUGUUAAUGUGCCUUUAAGCAAUGGCAACGUAAUAUCUUUAUUGCCUAAAGAUGGAUUACUACGUAUGUCCACCAUUCCAGCAUUGGAUACAGAAACCAUGCGGCAGUUGGAAACUUUAAAAAGUCACAUUGAAAAAGUUAUUUCAACAAAAUGAUAAAUUUUCUUAGAAUAUAUUGUACGUGUGAAUGUUAUGAGUACCAAUGGACAAAAUAAUUUAAAAUUGGUCUGUUUGAAUGUUUUUUUUAGCAUAAGUAGAAUAAUAAGUGCCUUUGAUAUUUGAGCAACCUUUUCUAUUACCUUUUACAUAUAAUAAUUACAAAUGUGUUGUAUAUUAAUAUAAAGCUGAGUCACUAAGAUACUUGUGUAAAGAAAUGUUUCCAGAAUUAACUGUUUGAAGCAGAA
Messenger RNA from Nomia melanderi (Alkali bee), 1228 nucleotides. RefSeq names its product borealin-related (gene borr). The record is from RefSeq and is a predicted model, not a curated record. Gene Ontology annotation, cellular component: spindle midzone; chromosome passenger complex; chromosome, centromeric region. Lineage: Eukaryota; Metazoa; Arthropoda; Insecta; Hymenoptera; Halictidae. Gene Ontology annotation, biological process: mitotic sister chromatid segregation.